Chinchilla lanigera (long-tailed chinchilla) is the source of this 4411-nucleotide messenger RNA. RefSeq names its product paternally-expressed gene 3 protein-like. The record is from RefSeq and is a predicted model, not a curated record. Gene Ontology annotation, biological process: regulation of transcription by RNA polymerase II. NCBI's taxonomy places the organism in Eukaryota, Metazoa, Chordata, Mammalia, Rodentia, Chinchillidae. Gene Ontology annotation, molecular function: RNA polymerase II cis-regulatory region sequence-specific DNA binding; DNA-binding transcription activator activity, RNA polymerase II-specific. Gene Ontology annotation, cellular component: nucleus.
CGCUCGCCCUUGCUGGUGACGCUGCCGCUGGGCCUUGGCAUGGCCUCGCUUUGCAUCCCGGGUCGGAAACUGACCGAUCUGGCCGCCGUCAUGCUGGUGCUGCACUGUUCUCUGCAGAGUGCUUGGGGAAGUGUGGAGAAGGCGCCUGCAGUGCACUGCAAGGCGAGUGUGCUUGAGUGUGCUUCAUUCUAGACUGUAGUGUCGGGCGCGUGGCUGGCAGGUAGGGAGACCGCUCUCACUCAGGAAACACACACUGGUUUCAAAGGGGUCUUCAGUGAGCUGAGGGUUGCCCCCGCCUUAGUGGUGAUUGAAGCUAGGAGGUUAUAAGUGCUAGAGACAAGUGCUCCAUCCCUAACGUGCAUCCCAUAUCUCUUUUAUUUAUUAAGUUGGCCAGGUUGACCUUGAGCUUGUGAGCCUUCUGCCUCAGCCUCCUAGGUAGCUGGGAUUACAGAGUUGCCGUACCACAGCUGGGUGGCUGUCACCUUCGAAGAUGUGGCUGUGAGAUUCACUCAGGAGGAGUGGGGGCAGCUGGACCUUUCCAAGAGGACCUUAUACUGGGAAGUGAUGCUAGAGACCUGUGGGCUUCUGACUGCUGUGGGCUGUCCUUUGUCCAAGUCAGAGUUGAUCUACCAGUUGGAGCACAGCCACGAUCUAUGGACAGCAACAGAGGUCUUCUCCCAGAGCUCCCGUCCAGGUAACAGCACAAAACCUAACACCACCAAGCCCAGUCCUGCUUACCAGGCCUGGCCUGAGGGAGCCUUGCUCCACGACCAUGAGACAGAAGGAGCCUCUCUGGACUCCCUGGUGGAGCUGCACCCCGGUCAGGAUGGGCCCUGUGAAGUACAGGAAGGACUCCUGAGACCAGGGCUGGAGGCCCUGAGGGAGAAGCUUCCUGGGGCUGGGGGGCCUGGACAUGAUGGCACGGGGUCAGCUGAUAGUGUGUGUUCAAAGACUGUGCUUGGGAGUGUGUCUCCACACUCAGCUCCCCCUGUCUGUGACUCCCGUGGGUCAGCUGCAGAUCACUUGGUACAAGAGGGAAAAAAUGCCUUCAAAUGCAAGGAAUGCGGGAAGGUGUUUAAGAAGGAACGCUUUCUCCUUCGCCAUCAGUGGGUUCACAUAAUAGUGAGGCACUAUGAGUGCACAGAAUGUGGGAAGUCCUUCCGCAAGAGCACUCAGCUCCUCCAGCACCAGAUGGUCCACACCGGAGAGAAGCCUUAUAAGUGUCUGGAGUGUGGCAAGGCCUUCAGCCGUGGCACUCACCUUAGUCGGCACCAGCGCACGCACAGUGGGGAGAAGCCGUAUAAGUGCAGUGAGUGUGGACAGACCUUCGCCUACCGCUCCACAAUGAUUUUGCAUAACAGGAUCCACACUGGAGAGAAACCCUUUGUGUGCGAUGAGUGUGGCAAAGCCUUUCGAGAUAAAGCUGGUUUCACUAGACACUACUUUAUCCACACGGGAGAAAAGCCCUAUCAGUGCUCAGAGUGUGGCAAGGCCUUCAACCAGCGGUCUUACCUCACGUGGCACCAGCAGAUUCACACGGGAGUGAAACCUUUCCAGUGCAAUGAAUGUGGGAGAGGAUUUGGUGAGCGUUCGGCCCUCAUUCACCACUAUGUCACCCACACGGGGGAGAAGCCAUAUAUUUGCUUGGAAUGUGGGAAAGCCUUCCACCGUGGGUCAUACCUCAAACAGCACCAGCGCAUCCACACUGGGGAGAAGCCAUAUGUGUGUGGUGAGUGUGGAAAGGCCUUUGUGCACCGUUCCACAUUCAUCUUGCACAAAAAAGCCCACACUGGAGAAACACCCUAUGAGUGCAAAGAAUGUAGGAAAGCCUUCAGCGAUAGGACAGACCUUAUCCGUCACUUCAGUAUCCACACGGGAGAGAAGCCGUCGGAGUGCACGGAGUGUGGGAAGCUUUUCAAUCACAGGACAGGACUCAUCAGGCACCAGCGGAUUCACAGUGGGGAGAAGCCCUACAAAUGCAUGGAGUGUGGUAAAACCUUUUUGCGGAGUGCACACCUCAUCCGUCACUCCUUCAUCCACACAGGAGAGAAGCCCUAUAGGUGCAAUGAAUGUGGAAAGGCCUUUACCUGCAGCUCCUCCCUCGCACAGCAUCAGAGGAGGCACAUGAAGAAGAACUCUGACAGUGUGGUGGAGGAGGGGAGACCUUUCACAAAUGUACAAGCCUCUGUCAACAUAGAAGGACUAAUAUUAGGGAAAGAUUUUCUCCAUGUAACCACUGAGGACCAUCACUGGGCAGGGGGAUCGCCUAGCCCAGCCUCGGGACAUUCAUACCAGCGAGAAACCCAGUUAGCACCAUCUCUAUCCCCCGCGGUCUGUUUCCUCGAGAGCCUCGCACCUCCUCCUCCCUCACGGGCGCCCCAUGGGCAGCGCCUGCCCCAGGUCUCCACAGUUGCCAGCGGUGCCUUCACCUCGUGCGCAUUUUACGAGGGAAGCACUGAGGCCGGGCGCAGGCCCGCCCACCACGGUCCCCCGCCCGGGCCGGGCCGGCGCGGGAGGUCGGCGGCCCCUCGGUCCUCAGGUGGCUGUCACCUUCGAAGAUGUGGCUGUGAGAUUCACUCAGGAGGAGUGGGGGCAGCUGGACCUUUCCAAGAGGACCUUAUACUGGGAAGUGAUGCUAGAGACCUGUGGGCUUCUGAUUGCUGUGGGCUGUCCUGUGUCCAAGUCAGAGCUGAUUUACCAGUUGGAACAAAGACAGGCGUUAAGGAAAACGACAAAUGACCUCUCCCAAAGUGUCUGUCCAGGUAACAGCACAAAACCUAACACCACCAAGCCCAGUCCUGCUUACCAGACCUGGCCUGAGGGAGCCUUGCUCCACGACCAUCAGACAGAAGGAGCCUCUCUGGACUCCCUGGUGGAGCUGCACCCCGGUCAGGAUGGGCCCUGUGAAGUACAGGAAGGACUCCUGAGACCAGGGCUGGAGGCCCUGAGGGAGAAGCUUCCUGGGGCUGGGGGGCCUGGACGUGAUGGCACGGGGUCAGCUGAUAGUGUGUGUUCAAAGACUGUGCUUGGGAGUGUGUCUCCACACUCAGCUCCCCCUGUCUGUGACUCCCGUGGGUCAGCUGCAGAUCACUUGGUACAAGAGGGGAAAAAUGCCUUCAAAUGCAAGGAAUGUGGGAAAGUGUUUAAGAAGGAACGCUUACUCAUUCAACAUAAGUUAAUUCACACAGGAGUGAAACGCUAUGAAUGUACAGAAUGUGGGAAGUCCUUCCGCAAGAGCACUCAUCUCCUGCAGCACCACAUUGUCCACACCAGGGAGAGGCCCUAUAUGUGCUUGGAGUGUGGCAAGGCCUUCAGCCGGAAGUCAUAUCUUACGCAGCACCAGCGCACGCACAGUGGGGAGAAGCCGUAUAAGUGCAGUGAGUGUGGACAAGCUUUUGCCCACCGCUCCACAUUUGUUUUGCAUAACAGAAUGCACACUGGAGAGAAACCUUUUGUGUGCAAAGAGUGUGGCAAAGCCUUUCGGGAUAGACGAGCUUUCAAUCGUCACAACAUCUUCCACACGGGAGAAAAGCCCUAUCAGUGCUCAGAGUGUGGCAAGGCCUUCAACCAGCGGUCUUACCUAACAUGGCACCAACAGACUCACAGGGGAGUGAAACCCUUCCAGUGCAAUGAAUGUGGGAGAGGAUUUUGUGAGAUCGCAGGACUCAUUCACCACUAUGUCAUCCAUACUGGGGAGAAGCCCUAUAAGUGUAUGGAGUGUGGGAAGGCAUUCCUACGUGAACCACACCUCAAGCAGCACCAGCGCAUACACACUGGGGAGAAACCUUAUGUGUGCAGUGAGUGUGGAAAAGCCUUCGCCCACUAUUCUACUCUGACCUUGCACAGAAGGGCCCACACCGGAGAAAAACCCUUUGAAUGCAAAGAAUGUGGGAAAGCCUUCACCAAUCGGAAAGACCUCAUCCGCCAUGUUAGCAUCCACACAGGAGAGAAGCCCUAUGAGUGCAUGGAGUGUGGGAAGGCCUUCAACCGCAGGUCACACCUGAUAAGGCACCAUCGGAUUCACAAUGAAGAGAAGCCCUACAAGUGCAUGGAAUGUGGGAAAACCUUCUCACGGAGCACAAACCUCAUUCAGCACUCCAACAUCCACACUGGAGAUAAGCCCUAUAAAUGCAGUGACUGUGGAAAGGCCUUCAGCCUCAGCUCCUCCCUAAGGUACCAUCAAAGGAUGCACACAGGGAAAAACUCAACCAGUAUCAGAGAUGCGGGAAAAUCUUUCACAGGUGUGCAAGCCUCUGUCAAUGUUGAAGGAUUCAUAUUAGAAGACUUUCUUCACGUAACCACUGAGGAACGUCAUCGUUCAAGGGAAUCAUCUAUCAGAGCCUCUGGUCAUUCAUACUGUAGAGAAUCUGGGUUAGUGCCAUCUCUGUGAAAAAAAUGUGGAUAACAAUCA